AGUAAAUAUAGAUGUUAUUCGACCUUUAUACGUUAAAAUACAAAAUGGAAGUAGACAAACUCGACGUAUUAAAAUGGUCAGCUUUUGCAGCUACCGGUAUGUUUGCCGGAGGUGCUAUUUAUAUAAAUAUUGUGGAUAUGCCUGCUCUAAAAAAGGGUACUGAUAAUGAAGCAGCAAGGCGAUUUUGGAAGGAAUCUUUUCUAAGAGCAGCAAAGUGGCAGGGAGGACUUGGAAUGAUAGCAACUGUAACUGGUGGGGCUGUCUGGUUUUUAGAUGAAUCCAGAAACAGACAUCUUUGGUGCAUUGGUAGCAGUGUCAUGGCAACCAUAUUUCCGUGGACAGUGUUCAUCAUGAAGCCAGAUAUCAAUAGAUUACUCAACGACAAUGUCCUCAGAGAACAAGGUGGUGAUUGGGUACGUACUAAGAUAGAUGCCUGGAACAAACAACACAUGUACAGGAGUUUGGUCGGAUUGUCUGUGUUCGGACUGUGGUUGUAUGCCAUUAGUAAAUCUUAACAAAGUUGAUAAAUCUAUCAGCUUGAGUAAAUACACAGCUGGUUUACUAAUGUAUUGUAUUGUGUGGGUACACUGAAGAACCAGAAGCAAUUGAAAGCAAAUGAACACAAAUAUAAAAGCAAGAAACAAAGACUGUUUUAUAAUAUGCUUUUACUUAGGUAGUAAAUCGAUAUCAAUAGACUAUUUUCAUAUUACCGACUUUUGACUCCGGAUUAUAUAAUUUGUCGACUGGUUACCUUGGACAUCAUGGUACCAUGUCAGGUAAGAGCAAGCUAAAGAAGUAAAACCAAGCUUUCAAUCGGUACAAUUUUGGGGGAAAAUUACCUGGUUAAUAUUUUUUUUUUCACUACAAAAUCAUCGGAAAACAGUAAACUUUCCCCUCAAAUUACACCGAUUAUAUGUUUGAUUUUACUUAUUUUGGUUGCUCUUACUUGACCGAGUACCAUGAUGUCCAAGGUAACCAGUCGACAAAUUAUAUAAUCCGGAGUCAAAAGUCGGUAAUAUGAAAAUAGUCUAUUAGUAUAGUGUUGUUUUCUAUUUAAUGAUAGCUUAACAUGUAAAUUGAAUUAAAAACAUCUAAAUGAA
Messenger RNA from Mytilus californianus (California mussel), 1100 nucleotides. RefSeq lists its product as uncharacterized. The record is from RefSeq and is a predicted model, not a curated record. The coding region runs from base 12 to 515 and encodes 167 amino acids. The transcript is spliced from 3 exons. NCBI's taxonomy places the organism in Eukaryota, Metazoa, Mollusca, Bivalvia, Mytilida, Mytilidae.